AGAAUCUUCUCUUGCUUUUACAUAACCUUUGACUGAAUACUGAUUCAUUAGAUUUAAUAUACAGGUAAUAUACUGACACAAAAACCUGCUAGAAUAGGCUUUAUAGCUGACUUGUUAGUUCUCAGGACGCGGGUCGAUGCUAUGCUUUGUGUACCUGGUGCUGUACUUCUCGUUUUAUUCAUGGUCAUCAAUACGUUUUCUGGAGUGUGAUAAUCACGUUGCCUAUCUGUUAAUGAAAUAUUAUUCAUCUCUGCAUGGGGUCUUUGAAAAGUGAAAUCAGCUUGUAUAUUUUGAUAUAUAUUUCUGUCCAGACAUCAACCUGUUGACCCCACCCCAGGGGGUGAGCUUGUCAGGGGUAGUGUAACUAUCAGAGAGAGCAGGACUUCCAAAUAGGUGGCAGGUAAUGCAGUUAAAUUCAUUCAACUUUUUCGCUGAUAGUGUAGUGGAGAGGAUAUUCAAAUACAUCAGCCAUGACUAGCAGGAAUGCAGUGAAUCUCUUUAAUUCUUCUGCAGAUCUGACAAUACAACAUUGUUAUCGGAGGGAUUAAAUUUGGUGUGCUGCAGCUCCUGAUAAAGUCUGUCAUCAUUAUCAGGGGUGGUAUAACUCAGGAGGAUAGUAAUUCCACUCUGCUUAUAAUAAAUAGGGGUGCAGAAUGUUAAUUCUGCUGAAAAAUCACAGAAUUCUGGUCCCUGCAGUUAGAGGCGCACCACAUUGUUUAACACAAUACUGAAUGAUACAGAUGGCAUUUUUCUUGAAAGAUGCCGUCUAGUAAACUCAUCCGAUAAAAAGUAAUAUAUUUUUUUAUGAUUACUAGGUGUGUAUAAUUACCCAGUAUGUGGAAUUAUUCUUGGAGUUAGUUGUUGAUUAGUCAAUAUUUUGUCAUCACCAGCAGUUGGAUGGGAUUGGGGUGAUAUUUUUUUCCUGUAUAUUUUCUCUUGUCUUUUCCAUUGGGUUGGUUGAUCUGCUAACAGAUGGUAAAAAAAAUGUGAGCAGAAUUAACCUAGUGUAUUGUCCUCCUAUAUACUCCACAUGCAGCCGGUGAUUUCUCUUAUGCCUGUGAUUGGUGUAUCGAUGCACAUCAGAAUAUCUCCAGUGCAUGCAGUAUGCAUCACAUGUAAUAGGCAGUCAUUGUCUGAAUUGAGUGUUCCCGUUGGCUGUUAGAGACUUGGAACACACUCAAAAUGUCUCUGCCACAAGGAGAGGAAAACGAUCCAUCCGGGAUUUUAUGUGUAUAUUGUAAGAGGCACUGGAUGACAUACUGGAGAAACUAGGACCCUCUACUCAUACAACACUGUAGGGUAGACGCCAGGACACAGGGGCUAGCGCACUCCAGGGCAGGGGCCCACCAUCAUCUGAUAGCUGUGCUCGGUUUUAUAGUGCAUUCUUCAUAUAUUCACUGUUGAGGCGUGGGUAGAUUUUUUUUGCAGACGAUCGGAACUCUUGCAGUGAUUUGCACAUUCCAUAGGACUACUGUUGUAUGUGUAAAUUUUUACAUGCAGUCUCUCAAUUCCUGAUGUGAUGGAAAAUAUCAUAGGAGUUGAUUGUUUGGGUGCAUCGGAGUCUAUAUCUCCCGACACAGAUUGUGCUAGUUGUCGAAGAAAUUCAAUGUCUAAAUUCAGAGUGAUCUCAGUGAAGAGCUACACAAUGAAGGGCUACACGAUGGCACUUCUGUUACUUGUGACAACAUUUAUGAGUGUGUGUUCAGCUCAGAAUAUGAAGCUUGACAUUGGUGAAACUCUGCGACAACAGGACCUGAAUAAAGGAACUGUAGAAUUUCAGGACCCUGUGGCCCUUCAGUGGGGGAUAGCAGACACCUCAACCAAUGUAGGAAAAAUGUUCAACUUUGUCAUUCCCAGCGAUGCUUUCAGAGGAACUCUUCACACAAUUAAGGUUACGGAGGCUGGAAAGUCAUCUCUACCCAGCUGGUUGUUGUUUGAUGAGAAAUCUCGACAAUUGAAAGGAAUCCCGACCCCCUCAGACAUUGGAGAUAACUAUGUGGAGGUGGUGACCACAGGACCUCAGAAUUCUCAAGCCAAAGAUGUGUUCUCCAUCAAAGUCGUCACAGAAACCCCGCCCACUCAUGUCACAGGCUCUUCCAAGUCAUCUGAUGGGAGGCCACAGACUGUAAGGUGUAAACGGGAACAGCCAGAAACUGCAGCCACCAUUGUAGUGGACGCAGACAUGAUGACCAUGUCCCCCUUGGACAGGGUGAAUCUGCUGAACAUGUUGACAGAACACCUUAACCUGGCCCCAGACAUGAUGAAGAUGCUACCUCUUGGAGAUAAGGAAGUUUUCGAUAAGUCAGCUCUCGUUGCUGGUCAGGGAGAUUCUAAAGAUCUGUCAACUCCUGGUAUGAUUAUGUCCUGGCUUGUUGGAUGUGGAAGUGUGCAAAAAGACCACAUGAAUGUCCUGCAGAAAGUUGAGGUCUCGGCUGCUAAUGGUAGAAUGAAGCGUAGCGUGAAGCACAACAUCAUCGGCUGGCAUGUCAUCAACACAGCCAUUCAAGAGAAGCCGAAACGUCGGCGGAGGGCCAUCAUGGCUACCGCAACAGUUACCGACACCCCUAGUCCACCUACAAGAAUACCAGAUACCAUUGUUACUGACCUGAAGCCAUCAGUGACCUCUGAACAGUUAACUAGGACUGUCCCCGUCAUGGAGACUUCAUAUUCAAAAGUGGAGCCUACAAAAACGAUGAUAAUGCCAUCCGCAAGUCCUACUAUUGAAGUCAAACCGACAGAUGUGAUGACCAAAACCACAACAACUUCAACUCCCAAACCUGCAGUUGUCACUUCGGCUCCUAUUACACCUUCUCCAACACCCAGUCCUCCUGUUGACAAGUCAGAGAUCAUGCCAUCAAAGACGAUCUCUGUCACUGAUGCUCCAACCAAACUCACGCCUCAGCCAGAGCCAGAAGACCCAAACUGUCCGAAUGACGGCAAGUCUCGUCCACCUAUCGUAACAGGAGAGAUGGGAGUAAUGGUUUUCCAGGUAGGCCAAGAGAGACAGUAUCAGCUACCUGAAAACCUGUUUUAUGACUGUAAUGAUGGACAAACCAGGGAUCUGUCCAUCAAUAUAUUUGGCAAUGAUACUGAUGUUCUCCCAAAAAACCAUUGGAUUGAGUUGAAAGGAAGGAAAACCGGCAAUUACAAAAUUGUAGGUUUCCCAAUGAACAAACACAUAGGGAAGCAAAAAUAUUCACUAAAAGCACAGAACAGUUAUGGUCUGUUAGCAACAUAUGUCGUGAAAACAACUGUCAAAGCGGAUAAUAGAUUGAGUGGAGAGCCCUCACACAAGAUCAGCAUGGCAUUUGAUGCAGACUAUAAUAAAUUCACCAACAGUAAAGUGAAAGAACUAACCAGGAGCCUGGCUCGGUUCAUGUUUGGUUCAGAUGAUCCGGAGGCCAUUACAGUGUUAGAUAUAAAGCCUGGUUCUGUUGUAUACUCCUGGACAAACAAUCAACUGCCCACCGAUUCCUGCCCAGCCAAGAAGGUGUCUGAAAUGAUGGGCAAGUUUUUCAAGGAGGAUGGAACGCUAGAUGAUAAAGUUAAUGAGGAACUCCCUUAUCCACUUCUUGGUGUACAAGCUAUUCCCAUGGGAUCCUGUAUUGGAAGUCCAGACUUCCCUACUGCCGAUAAAGGUCCACAGCCAGCGACACUUAAACCAGUGGAUCCAGUAACAGAGAAACCAACUGCAGAACCAACCGAUCCGGGGAGGAAGGGCUAUAAAGAAAGCGAAGAGAACGAGAUCUGGUUGACGACGGUUGUACCAGCAGUUGUCAUUGUCGUUUUACUUUUCAUUUUCCUUGUCAUUGCCUGUGUCCUAUAUCGCAAGAAGAGGAAAGGAAAGAUGUCUCUGGAAGAAAAGAAUAAUUUUGUCAACAAAGGAGCACCUGUCAUCUUCCCUGAUGAGUAUGAAGAAAAGCCAAAUGAUGCAUCCAAGCCACUGAUUAUGGAUGAAGAGAAGCCGCCAAUGCCCCCACCCCAGUACACCCGAGGUUCAAGUGAAAAUUCCAAAUCUUCACAAGAAAACCACCAAGGGGAGGAGUAUGAAAUGGAUACAGACAUUACUUCCCCCCUGUAUCAGCCCCCGCCCCCCGUCCCUUCAUCAGGGUCUAAUAAACAGCCACGUCCACACAUGCAGCCAGCACAUAGAAAUCCUGCACCUUAUGUGCCACCAUAAUGAGAAUGUAGUGAUGGUAGGGCUUUGCUGAUUGGUGGGUGUGUGGUUGUAUGGAUGGUUGUGAUUGAUCAAGAAGAUGAUGUGAGAAUAGUGUGUGAACAUGUUGAAAAAUGUCAAUGUUUACGAAAUAAUUACCAUGCUUUGUAUCAUCUUUUAAAACUUUGUGAAUCAUGCUACAAAUGUUACAAAACAACUGGGAGAUGAGUGGGCUUUUUUGUCUUUAAACGUAUUUUCAUAAUUUUGAGUAAGUGCUUUUAUUCGAAAAGUUAUAUAGAUAUAUGUUUCUACAAAAUGUGAAGAUUUCAUGUUAGUGUGUUUUGUUUUUUGUUUUUGAUUUAACUGUGGACAAUAUUAGUGCAUUUUGAUGUAAGAAUGAGUCUAUGCAAGAAACCUUUGAACCUUUCACUUGAGGUUACUGCUCUGGGUAAUCUGCAAAUGCACAUCAGAUACAAUUUUUGUACAAUAAUCGAUUUCCUCUCUCUCUCUCUCCUAACUGCUGGGUGAUAUAAUGGAUAGUUAUAUUAUAAUCAUGAUUAAAAGACAGAAACAGUUAUGAAGUAAGAAAAGUCUUUUGCAGUAGAAGUAUUGUAGCUUGUCAUGCUAGAUUGAUAUAAUCAUAAAAAUGUUUAAUCAUAAAGACGUUUAUAACCACGAACAUUUAAUCCCUGUACACGUCAGACACUUCCUAGUCCAAUGUUUUACAUGCAUGAUACCUGGAGAGUUGCUUAAGGAUGUUAUUAUUGUGUUAGAUGUCCAUGUUUUGUAGUAAGUUGUGAUUUUCCUAUUGUACUGUAGACCCUUCCAGAGGUGCAUUGUAUAAUUCAAUACUCAGCAUUUGAUCUACUUUUUAUCACAUGAAUUGCAAAUUGAUAUUAUUAAGUUUUUGUCGAUAUAUUGUGUAAUCAGUCCCGACGCCUGAACUGUUUUUUUUUUUUAAACCAACAAACACCUUAUUUAGUCAUAGGAAUGCAUAAACAUACACAUUUAAAAUAUAAUGCAUGGCCGUGAUUAUAAACGCUCCCCCAAAUGUAGGGGAGAGAACUCAUAGGAAGACCAAUGCUAUUAACUAGGUAAUCAAUGCAAUUAGUGAUGUAGCUUAAUUUUUGAUAAUCAUUCCAUGCAAGGUUCGUUUUUAUAUAUCAGGUGCAGUUGAUUACAAGGACAGACUUCAUAUUCAGGUUUAACAACAUAGUGUAUCAUACUUAUUGAUUGUGUUAAUGUUUUUUCAGUCCGACAUACAAAUUAAAAGUUGCUAGCCCCUUGAUCCACUCCCAUGGAUCUUUAAACACUGUAUUAUUCUCUAUGUGAGUGCACCUUAAUGAUUUCAAAUCAGUUGUAGAAUUUUGAGUCCUCUAGACAACAUGGAAAUAUAGAAAAAUAUUUAAAUUUGCAACAUUUAAAAUUAGAUUCUGUAUCUCUCUCUCUCUCUCUUUGCAUCCCUCCCCUUUUUGUGUAUUUUUUGCAUGCUUUAACUGGUGUUUUGAGGUAGUGUAUAACUAUAAUAUUGAUACACAAAAAUAUAUUAUUAAAAAUUAUUGUCUGUGUAAAUUUAGAUUUAGUUCAUUAACAGGAAGUUGAUGGCAUUACUUUCUCUGUUUUCUAAAUAUUACAGUUUUGUCUGGAAAAAAAAAAUCAGAUGAUUAUGAUUUGAUUAGAUUUGUUUCAGUUUGGUGUUCAGAGAUACUGACUACACAGUAUUGGGUGUUUGUUUCGGUAUUGCCUUGAAAUCAAAGCCAAUGAUUAAACAUGUUAUGAUGUCUUCGAAUUUUCAUGUAAGAAUUGAUCUGAAAUUUUGCGAGUCGUUGAGAUGUCAGAAAACGAUUCAGUACUUGUUAUGUGGAUAUGUAUGUUACACAUAUAUUUGUGUAUGUCCCAUUGUAUGGACAAAAGGAUGAAAAUAAAUAAAACAGUAUGUACAUGUA
Molecule: messenger RNA, 6102 nt
Organism: Ostrea edulis (European flat oyster)
Lineage: Eukaryota; Metazoa; Mollusca; Bivalvia; Ostreida; Ostreidae
Product: dystroglycan 1-like
Exons: 3
Coding region: 1520-4180 (886 amino acids)
Biological process (GO): axon guidance; morphogenesis of an epithelium; muscle attachment
Cellular component (GO): sarcolemma; dystroglycan complex; dystrophin-associated glycoprotein complex
Molecular function (GO): laminin binding; calcium ion binding
Source: RefSeq, a predicted model, not a curated record